Castor canadensis (American beaver) is the source of this 3032-nucleotide messenger RNA. The record is from RefSeq and is a predicted model, not a curated record. NCBI's taxonomy places the organism in Eukaryota, Metazoa, Chordata, Mammalia, Rodentia, Castoridae.
GUUCUCAUCAUGGCUGCGGCGCUGGCUUCCCGGUUCUGCUUCUGGACAGCUCUGCUUGUGACUGCGGCCGCCGUCUAUGAAGACCAAGUGGGCAAGUUUGACUGGAGACAGCAGUAUGUUGGGAAGCUCAGGUUUGCCUCCUUGGAAUUUUCCCCUGGAUCCAAGAAGUUGAUUGUGGUCACUGAGAAGAAUGUGAUUGCAGCAUUGAAUUCUCGUACUGGAGAGAUUUUGUGGCGCCAUGUUGACAAGGGCACAGCAGAAGGGGCUGUGGAUGCCAUGCUGCUUCAUGGACAGGAUGCAAUCACUGUGUCCAACGGAGGCCGCAUCAUGCGUUCUUGGGAGACUAACAUUGGGGGCUUGAACUGGGAGAUAACCUUGGACAGUGGCAGUUUCCAGGCACUUGGGCUGGUGGGGCUGCAGGAGUCAGUGAGGUAUGCUGCAGUCCUGAAGAAGACGACUCUUGCCCUCCAUCACCUCUCCAGUGGGCAUCUGAAGUGGGUGGAGCAUCUCCCAGAAAGUGACAGCAUCCACUACCAGAUGGUGUACUCCUGUGGCUCUGGGGUGGUGUGGGCUCUCGGCAUUGUUCCUUUCAGCCAUGUGAACAUUGUCAAGUUUAAUGUGGAAGAUGGAGAGAUUGUCCAGCAGGUCAGAGUUUCGACCCCAUGGCUGCAGCAUCUCACUGGAGCCUGUGGUGUGGUGGAUGAGGCUGUCCUGGUGUGCCCUGACCCGAGCUCCCGUUCCCUCCAAACUCUGGCCUUGGAGUCAGAAUGGGAACUGCGGCAGAUCCCCCUGCAGUCUCUCGAUUUAGAAUUUGGAAGUGGAUUCCAACCUCGGGUGCUGCCCAUACAGCCCAACCCAGUGGAGCCUUCUCGAGCUCAGUUCUUCCUGCAGGUGUCCCUGACCCACUAUGCUCUGCUGCACUACCACCACGGUGCUCUGAGUCUGCUCAAAAACUUCCCCCAGACUGCCCUCAUGAGCUUUGCCACCACUGGGGACAAGACAGUGGCUGCAGUCAUGACCUGUCGGAAUGAAGCGAAGCAUAGCAUUUCUGAAGAUGGGUCUUUGGGGAGCUUUUCAGAGAAGUCUAGUGUACAGGAGUCACUGGCUUGCUUCAACCAGACCUAUACCAUUAACCUCUACUUAGUGGAGACAGGUCGGCGGCUGUUGGAUACUGCCAUUACCUUCAGCGUGGAGCAGCACGGCACUCAGCCUGAGCGACUAUAUAUCCAGGUGUUCUUGAAGAAGGAUGACUCAGUGGGCUACCGGGCUUUGGUGCAGACACAGGACCACCUGCUGCUUUUCCUGCAGCAGCUGGCGGGGAAGGUGGUGCUGUGGAGCCGCGAGGAGUCCCUGGCAGAAGUAGUGUGCCUGGAGAUGGUAGACCUCCCCCUGACUGGCGCACAGGCUGAGCUGGAAGGAGAAUUUGGCAAGAAGGCAGCGAUUCAAGACGGUUUGCUGGGGAUGUUCCUGAAACGCCUCUCGUCUCAGCUCAUCCUGCUGCAGGCAUGGACUUCCCACCUCUGGAAAAUGUUCUAUGAUGCUCGGAAGCCCCGUAGUCAGAUUAAGAAUGAGAUCAACAUUGACACCCUGGCCAGGGAUGAGUUCAACCUGCAGAAGAUGAUGGUGAUGGUAACAGCCUCAGGCAAGCUUUUUGGCAUUGAGAGCAGCUCUGGCACCAUCCUGUGGAAACAGUAUCUACCUAAUGUCAAGCCCGACUCCUCCUUUAAGCUAAUGGUUCAAAGAACUACUGCUCAUUUCCCCCACCCGCCUCAGUGCACACUGCUGGUAAAGGACAAGGAAACAGGAAUGAGUUCUCUGUAUGUCUUCAAUCCCAUAUUUGGCAAAUGGAGUCAGGUGGCUCCCCCAGUGUUGAAGCGCCCCAUCUUGCAGUCUUUACUUCUCCCAGUCAUGGAUCAAGAUUAUGCCAAGGUGUUGCUGUUGAUAGAUGAUGAAUACAAGGUCACAGCUUUCCCAGCCACUCGGAAUGUUCUACGACAGCUACAUGAGCUGGCCCCUUCCAUCUUCUUCUACUUGGUGGAUGCAGAGGAGGGACGGCUCAGUGGAUACCGGCUUCGAAAGGAUCUCACCACUGAACUGAGCUGGGAGCUGACCGUUCCCCCAGAGGUGCAGCGGAUUGUCAAGGUGAAAGGCAAGCGCGGCAGCGAGCACGUUCAUUCCCAGGGCCGGGUGAUGGGGGACCGCAGUGUGCUGUACAAGAGCCUGAACCCCAACCUGCUAGCCGUGGUGACAGAGAGCACAGAUGUACACCAUGAGCGCACCUUCAUUGGCAUCUUCCUCAUCGAUGGUGUAACUGGACGUAUCAUCCACUCCUCUGUGCAGAAGAAAGCCAAGGGCCCUGUCCUCAUUGUGCAUUCAGAGAACUGGGUGGUGUACCAAUAUUGGAACACCAAGGCUCGGCGCAAUGAGUUGACUGCCCUGGAGCUCUAUGAGGGUACCGAGCAAUACAAUGCCACCGCCUUCAGCUCCUUGGACCGUCCCCAGCUGCCCCAGGUCCUCCAGCAGUCCUAUAUCUUCCCCUCCUCUAUCAGUGCCAUGGAAGCCACCAUCACCGAGCGGGGCAUCACCAGCCGACACCUGCUUAUCGGGCUACCUUCUGGAGCAAUUCUUUCCCUCCCCAAGGCCUUGCUGGAUCCCCGGCGUCCUGAGAUCCCAACAGAACAAAGCAGAUGUAAGGUCGUGGCCUAUGGUUUGGACAUUUACCAAACUAGGGUCUACCCAUCUAAGCAGUUUGAUGUCCUCAAGGAUGACUAUGACUACGUGUUAAUCAGCAGUGUCCUCUUUGGCUUGGUUUUUGCCACCAUGAUCACUAAGAGACUGGCACAAGUGAAACUCCUCAAUCGAGCCUGGCGAUAGACUAAAGACUCUGUGCCAGAGAGUGGAGAGCCAUGGGGGAGUGGGUCAGCUAAGGGGCUCUGGUUUGGUGGAUCAGUGAAAUCUGUGUGAUGGGGAAGAAAGGGAAAAAAACAAAAAGAGUUGGAAAGAAGAUGGACCCUCAUGUGGAAUUGCUUUGG